AUUAUCGUAUAAAGCUAUCAUAAACAUUUAUAAUGAUAUGAAUUAACUCAACACUUAACAGACAAGCAGACCCCAAGACAAGGAGAUAGAGAGACGCUUCACCUCUCUCUCUUAUUCUUCCUUCCUCUAUCUCCUCUGCAAGAAACACCAUCAAUGAGUUCUACAGGAAACCCUAACAAUCCAUGGGCUACAUACGACUCAUACAGAGACUGCUCACAAGGAGUAUGCAGCGUCUACUGCCCUCAAUGGUGCUACGUCAUCUUCCCACCACCUCCUCCUUCCUUCUUCCUCGACGACGAAGACGAUUCCUCCUCCUCUGACUUCUCCCCUCUCCUCAUCGCCCUCAUCGGAAUCCUCGCCAGCGCCUUCAUCCUCCUCACCUACUACACUCUCAUCUCCAAGUACUGCCACCGCCGUCGCGAAGCCUCCUCCUCCUCCAUCAGCCGAGAUCGCGAGAUCUCUCUCUCCGUAACGGAAACUCCUAGGCAGGGAAACAACGAGGGUUCGAAUCCGGUAGGAGACGGACUCGACGAGACUCUGAUUAAAUCGAUAACGGUUUACAAGUACCGAAAGGGAGAUGGAUUCGUGGAGUCUUCUGAUUGCUCUGUUUGUUUGAGCGAGUUUCAGGAGAACGAGCGGUUGAGGUUGUUGCCUGAGUGCAGCCACGCGUUUCACGUGCCGUGUAUCGAUACUUGGUUGAAGUCUCACUCUAACUGUCCUCUCUGCCGCGCCUUUGUCGCGGGAGGAACCGUCGAAUCCGUCGUCUCCGCGGCGGCGUCUAAUCGACGGAUCUCCGACUCGAUUACCACCGAUCACCGUCGUCUGAGUGACGGAGAUUCCGUCGUUGUUGAUUUAGAUCUGGAAACUACCGGAUCUCGGGAUGAGGCGGUUGUCGACGAGAACGGCGGAUCGACGCCGAAACCACCGGAACUGCGGGGAUCUAGAGGCGGAGGAGAUCAGGUAAACCCGAGAUCGGACGCCGCCGUGGUUUUGAUCGCCGAUAUACUCAGGGAGAUUGAGGACGAGGAAGAAGCGGCGGGUGUGGGGACUUCUCGGCGUGGAGAGGAUGAGGAAGGAGAGAAGACGCCGCCGUCGUCGGAAUCGGCGGCGAAUCAAGGAACCGGAGGAAUUUCGAAUUUUCUGGGGCGGAGUUCAAUGGCGGGUAAAUUUGUUAGAACCAGAAAUUACCGUUUACCAAAUUGAAGAGAAAAAAAUUGAUUAAUAUUUUAGGGGAUUUGGAUUUAUUUUUAAAAAGUCAAAAUGCGAGUUGGCUUAUACGAUUGGUUAUCUUAUACCGGUUAGAGAGAAUCGUUGUUAAACCAUUUGGAAACAGAGAGCAAUUUUCCCUCCUUUUAUGUAAAGUUUUGAAAUUACUACUUUAAAUUUAUUCUGUUCGCUUUUCAUGUUUUUUUUUCAUUUUAUGACGUUGCCAUCUGGAAUAUAAGUAGCAUAUCAUUUUUUUUUU
Raphanus sativus (radish) is the source of this 1465-nucleotide messenger RNA. Its product is annotated as RING-H2 finger protein ATL51. The record is from RefSeq and is a predicted model, not a curated record. Gene Ontology annotation, biological process: protein ubiquitination. The coding region runs from base 154 to 1203 and encodes 349 amino acids. Gene Ontology annotation, molecular function: transferase activity. Lineage: Eukaryota; Viridiplantae; Streptophyta; Magnoliopsida; Brassicales; Brassicaceae. The transcript has a single exon.